CCUCCCAUGACAAACUUCCAUCACUGCUAGGCGAUUCUAUAAGCAUUUCUUCUUAGCUCCUUUUAUCAUCAUCUCCCUUAAAAUUUUCAAAUGAAGACUUCCAUGCUAAUCAACCUCUCUUUCCUAGUCUUUUGCUUAGGAAGCGCUUAUCAAACUCCAUGGCCCAUCACUCUCCUUUUCUCAUUGUUAUCUUUGUUUGUUUUCUCUUUGAACUACUGGUUAGUUCCUGGAGGCUUUGCAUGGAGAAAUUACCAUUAUCAAAAACUCGGUGGUCCAACUGGUUGGCCUAUACUAGGCAUCCUACCACAAAUGGGUUCACUUGCUCAUCGCAAAUUGGCUGCCAUGGCUUGCUCAUUAGGUGUAACCAGGCUCAUGGCAUUCAGUUUAGGCACAACCCGUGUGGUCAUUAGUAGCCAUCCAGACACAGCCAAGGAAAUCCUUUCUGGGUCUUCUUUCUCUGACCGUCCUCUAAAAGAAUCAGCUCGUUUACUGAUGUUUGAACGUGCCAUUGGUUUUGCUCCCUCUGGGAACUACUGGAGACACCUGCGUAGAGUUGCAGCAAACUACAUGUUUUCCCCUAGGAGAAUCUCUACCUUAGAACCACUAAGGCAACGUUUGGCUGAUGAAAUGGUAAUGGAAGUGAGGAAGGAGAUGGAGGAUAGAGGUGUUGCAGUCUUGAGAGGGAUAUUACAACAGGGUUCUUUAAGUAAUGUAAUGGAGAGCGUUUUUGGGAUCAACUACGCCUGUUCAGAAAGGGAGGAGCUAUUAAGCGCCAUGGUUAAAGAAGGAUAUGAGUUAAUUACAAAGUUUAAUUUGGAGGAUUAUUUUCCGCUAAAGCUUUUGGACUUUCAUGGAGUGAAGAGAAGAUGCUAUAAAUUGGCAGGCAAGGUUAACUGUGUUGUGGGUGAAAUUGUGAGAGAGAGAAAAGCAGCUGGGGAUUUUAGUAGUGGAAGUGACUUUCUUAGUGCCUUGCUAUCUUUGCCUGAACAGGAGCAGCUAAGUGAAUCUGAUAUGGUGCCUGUUCUGUGGGAAAUGAUAUUCCGGGGAACAGACACAGUUGCUAUUCUUCUGGAGUGGAUCAUGGCUAGAAUUGUUAUGCACCAAGAAAUCCAAGCAAAAGCCCACCAAGAGCUAGACACUUGCAUAGGCUUCCACAGGCAGCUUCAAGAUUCCGAUAUCCCUAACCUUCCCUACCUCCAAGCCAUUGUCAAAGAAGUACUAAGAAUGCACCCUCCUGGCCCACUACUCUCCUGGGCCCGCCUUGCCGUCCACGACGUCCACAUCGACAAAAUCUUCAUCCCAGCUGGCACGACGGCGAUGGUCAACAUGUGGGCCAUAACCCACGACCCAUCAAUCUGGAAGGACCCGUGGGAGUUCAAUCCAGACCGUUUCUUGGAAGAGGACGUGCCAAUAAUGGGCUCGGAUCUAAGGCUUGCACCGUUUGGGUCAGGGAGGAGGGUGUGUCCAGGUAAGGCAUUAGGCUUAGCGACAGUCCACCUGUGGCUGGGGCGGCUUCUACACCGAUACAAAUGGUUACCGGCGCAGCCUGUAGAUUUGUCUGAGUGUUUGAGGCUUUCCCUUGAAAUGAAAAAGCCAUUAGCUUGUCGCGUGGUUGAUCGAUGGAGCAAAUUGGCCAUGCCGUGAAACGGGGUAGCUUGUAUAACCUGUGAGUUUAGUUGUGUUGAAAGCGGGUGGGUCAACGGUAAAAUGAAGUGAUAAAAGAUGUUGGUCACGUGCACUUUGUCAAGAGUUUACAAAAUAAACAUAUAUUACUAAGUUGCAGAGAUUGUAAAAUAUUUUCGAUGCAUAAAAAAAUAUUUUAUUAUUAUUA
Messenger RNA from Hevea brasiliensis (rubber tree), 1831 nucleotides. Its product is annotated as cytochrome P450 78A5. The record is from RefSeq and is a predicted model, not a curated record. The transcript is spliced from 2 exons. Gene Ontology annotation, molecular function: oxidoreductase activity, acting on paired donors, with incorporation or reduction of molecular oxygen; iron ion binding; monooxygenase activity. Lineage: Eukaryota; Viridiplantae; Streptophyta; Magnoliopsida; Malpighiales; Euphorbiaceae. The coding region runs from base 91 to 1644 and encodes 517 amino acids.